AUGAAGCUCGGAGCGGCGUGGCUCUCCCGGCCCACCCCACCCCACGCCCGUGAGGCGCUUCCCACGCCCGUUUUGGUGGGAAUCGAGGCAUUUUCCACGCCGGGACGGACUCAUCCCUUCACCUGGAUGCUUUAUCCGCAGGUGGAGUUGAAUACAGUGGUUAACUGCAAGCAAUAUGUUCUGAAGAUGAUGGUGUUCAGACAAAUACCCAAUUUGAUUCUGAUAAAUUGGAUGCAAGACUUUGACCAGCAUGAGAAGAACAGGAAGUUAAAUAUACAAACAGGUAUCAGUGACUGGGAAGUUUGGCUUCACUAUAUCACGGCUAUAAAAGUUAUUUACUGGUUGAAGAAUUGUGCAACUUUUUAUUGGGGCAUUGUGGAAGCAGGCAGCAUCCCAGACCUGUGGAGGAGCUCAGCAGGAGGAGAACAAGUGGGGGAAAAUAUUCCCAGUGUUGUGUUGCUGCUGGUGGCUCAGUUUGAACAGGGGCCUGUGGUGGUCCAGCUCGUUGGAAACUUUUGUGCAGACACCAGGAUGAUGCUACAGCUGGAGCUAAUCCCUGAGAAAACAGCACCACCAGCAACAGCAGUUUGCUCUAGACAAGAAAAAAGGUGGAAGAUGUGGGGCUAAGAGGGAUUUUCUCCUUCAAAAGAAGAAAGGUUGCUUUCCGGGCACCUGUGUGCUGAAAUGGACUGAGAUGCAGUGUGAAUUGAAGAAAUAUUUGGAAACAGAGGUGAUUGUUAAGUUUCUGAGCUUGGGUGUUCAUGGAGUGUUUCUGGCCAACACCUAAAAUUCAGUUUCCAAGGCUAGAGGCAGCAAAAG
This is a messenger RNA of Melospiza melodia melodia, 819 nucleotides long. RefSeq lists its product as uncharacterized. The transcript is spliced from 8 exons. The coding region runs from base 1 to 627 and encodes 208 amino acids. Lineage: Eukaryota; Metazoa; Chordata; Aves; Passeriformes; Passerellidae. The record is from RefSeq and is a predicted model, not a curated record.